AAAUUAAACUAUUGUAUCUUUACCUAACAUUUUAAGCUUUUCAAUGAGUUAGUUUUUCACAUGAAGAAACAAGAAAUACAUGUUACAGAUCAAACUCACAUACCAUGCAUGUAAUAACUCACACUCAAUUUUCUAUUUAGACACCUGGGUAAAUAUUUCCCCAUCACCGCAAGAUCACAUUACAUGAUGGCUUCUCCUAAAUAUUUAUUUUUUGUUCCUAUUUUGUGUCAGAUUAUUCUCUUGCUGUUGAUUUCCCAUCUUCCCAACAUACUUUCACAAGACUCAAGCCCCACCAUAGCUCAAUGCACACCAAGCCUCCUUCUCCUUAUUCCUUGCACAACAUUUGUGCAGGGUACUUCCCCUUCUCCAGGGUCAGCAUGCUGUGGCAACCUCAAGCAACUCUACAGCCAAGAGCCACAUUGUCUGUGCCUCUUUCUCAAUGGCACUAACUUGAGGUCUCUCCCUAUCAACAGAACACUUGCUUUGCAGCUGCCAGCUCUUUGCUCCCUUCAAGUUAAUGCCAAUAUGUCGGCCUGUUUAGGGGAACAAGUGCAUAUGCCUGCAACUUCUCCUCAAUCACAAGUUUCCUUUGGGACAAAGAACAACUCCACCGUUAUUGCUUCUCCCUCAUUUUCGGUGCCACCAAGACCAAUCAUGAUGGGGAUUGGGUUUGGAAGUAGCAAAGCCACUAACUUGAAGACAGGGAACAGAUUUGUUGUUGGUCCAACUUUAGCAAUUUUAUUGUUCCCAUCUGUGCUGUACUACUAUUAGUUUUCAUAUGUUCCCUCAUUGUGAUUUAGUAAACAGGCUAGGAUUGACAAAUUUAUUCAAGUUAACUUUGCAGUGUCAUUUAUAUUGGGAGUUCGGAUUAGAUUAUCAUUCUUAGGUAAAAAAAAUAAACAUCUUUUCUGAUAGAAGGUAUUAUUAUUAUUAUUAUUUAGACAUUAAAAAACAACUUUUCCUCCUCCCUUGUGCCUUCAUGAACUUUUUCUCCAAGUAACAAUUAGUUGUCAUUAUAUUAUAAACAAACAAUCAAUCAUCGUGUGAUUAACUAUCAAUUUCCUACUCACACUUAAUGAAUUAUAGCAAAAUUCUAUACCAAAUGAAGGAGAUGGUAACACAUAAUUCUAGUUCAACAAAACCAGUAUCGAUUGGAACUCAACCUUUACCCUGAACUAUGUAUGUAUGUAAAAGAUUCUAUUUCAGUAGUUCUGAUCUAGAA
Messenger RNA from Glycine soja, 1222 nucleotides. Its product is annotated as protein YLS3. The record is from RefSeq and is a predicted model, not a curated record. Bases 184 to 771 code for a protein of 195 amino acids. The transcript is spliced from 3 exons. NCBI's taxonomy places the organism in Eukaryota, Viridiplantae, Streptophyta, Magnoliopsida, Fabales, Fabaceae.